AUGAGGUUUACAUUUGUGAGUCAUCGUUCUCGAGCCUCCAAGGUGCGGCAGCAUGUCCACUGUGAUUCCUGCUACAGUCGGCGCUGCAGGGCUCGGGUGGAGGUCUCUGUGUGCUGUGCAGUCGUCCCCUGCCGCCUGCACUGUGGAGCUCUCUUCCACCUGUGCAAAGAGGAGGAUCACCUGCUGCUCUGCCCUAACGUGAGGGUGCCUUGCCUCAACGCUGGGUACGGCUGCCCGGUUCACCUUCCCCGCUCCUCGCAGGCUGCCCACCUCCAGGUGUGUCCGGCCAGCGUGGUGUGUUGCUCCAUGGAGUGGCUCCGCUGGCCGACUGAUGACACAAACCCACACAGUAACAUAACCCUGCAGGAGAAUGUGCUGAAGGAAAAUGAAGGGCGGGAUGAAGUGGCUCUGGAUUUUGCCAUGGCCAUGGUUGAUCAGUCAGACCUUUACAGCCGCCUGAAAAUGAAGCCCCUCUUUCCAGAGCUGAUGGAGGAGGAAGAGGUGGAGGAAAUAAAGGAGGAGAAGAAAGAAGAGACGGCAGUGGGAGGGUUUGUCAAUGGUGCCACAAACAUUGAUGCCAGUAAAGAAAACAGCUUGCGUCAGAAUACUGUUGAAGAGACUGUACAGAACAGUGCGGGACAGCGGCGAGUCCUCAGCACAGAGACAUACAACCUGUCUGAGAUGAUGUUCAGCAUGGAGAGAGGUGGCUGUGCCGUCGCUCAGGCAAACCUAGACGAUCCCAAACAAAACCCAAAUCCUGGGGAAAAGGGGAAGGCCCAGAGUGAGAGAGAUUCAAAAGAGGCUGAGAGGCAGGACACAGAGAGGGAAGAUGAAAACUGCCAUGAAGCAGACACAAGUAAGACAGGGCAGGCCCCGUGGCAGGAGGGGGUGCUGGAGCGCCUGGGGCAGGAGCUCAGCCCACAGGAGUACAACAUGUAUAUUGUGCAUCAUGGGCGCAUGCUGAUCGCCUUUGGACAAAUCGAGGCCUGCACGCCAAGGGACAAAGAUUUUGUCUAUGGCAGCCUGGAGCCUAUUCCAGUCCAGACCGUGCGCUCUUUCAAGGUCCCUGACAGUUAUCACUACAGGCGGCGGGUUCAUCUGUAUGACACGGCAGCGAGGGCUCAGAGCGAGCCUCGCAGCGUGGACACAUCAGACCUCGGGGUCAAAGAAGACGACUGGUUCAGUGACGAAGCAGCAGCCACCCUGCUGGGCUACGCUGAGGAGGAGGUCAUGGGUCACAAGAUCAGCCAGUCAAAGGCAGCCGAUGGGCUCUAUGUUGACGUGGGAACACAGACGCACUCAUUCCGCUCGGCUCCGUUCAAAAGGAAGACGACCCUGGCGGAGGUGAUGGUGGACAGACCGCUGAAGCUUCGUCUGCAGCUGCAGGCAGAGAGUGUGAACAGCAGACACAGCAGAGCCAGCUGUGUGUUCUCCUUCCUCUGUGGCCACACCUUCCACCGCAGAGAGUUCGCCACACAUGUCAGGAACGUCCACAGUGACAUCCAGACAUGUCUAAGUGGAUGGUUCGAGCAGAGAUGCCCCCUAGCGUAUCUGGGAUGCACCUACAGCCAGAGGAGGUUUCAGCCCUCCACACAUAAGGCCACCGUCUCCUACAGUCAGCAGCUGAGGAGUUUCAGCUUACGUCCGACCCUCGAAGCCGCUCAGAGAGAGGGGGGAGGUGAGGCAGGAGGAGGGGAGGACUCUCUGAGCUCGCUGCCGUAUGAGGUGCUGUGCCACGUGGCCACUUUCCUGGACAGUCUGUCCCUGUCCCAGCUGGCGCUGGUGUCCCGGCUCAUGAGGCAGGUGUGCUCCUCUCUGCUGCAGGAGAGAGGGAUGGUCACCCUCCGCUGGGAGAGGAAGACCUACUCACACGGAGGAGCCAAGUGGAGGGCCAAACCUGUGUGGGAGUUCAGUCGACUCUUCUCCUCAGUGGAUUCUUGGCGUAUGGCCGACAUCUCUCCUAUAUCUGCUCAUCUAAAAGUCUGUCCUUACUAUGAGGCCUCUGUGCACAGUGAGCCUGUUCCCCUCCCCAGCAUGAGCACGAAACAGGGGUUGUGUGGGGGUUCAGCCAUGGAUGCUGGGAGGCUGGAGCAGCAGGUGGCCAGUGUGGAGAGAGGCAUCGCCUUCCUGAAGCAGGAGCACCUGGCCAUGCUGACGGGUCUGCAACUGGAGAUCACACACCUGAAGAGGCGCUGUCAUGAGCUAAGUUGUGAGCUGGACUCCAGGUUUCCUGACAGAAACACAGCAGAGGAGGAAGCAGAGCUGGCAGCACGCUGUGAGGCUGCAGAGCGUCUCCUGGAGGACCAGCAGUGUAUGAUGGUCGCUGUGCGCGGGGAGCUGCGGGCCGGCCGGGCACGAACAUCAGCGCUCGGUAGGAACCUCAGGGAAGAAGAGCGUCGUUUCCUGGACGAACUGAAACGCCGCAGCCACAAGAUCACGCUGCUGAGUCGUGAGCUGCAACGCCAAAAUGUCACCACCACGACCCUCUGCCACGAGCUCCACACUGCACGCUUAAAACUGUUCCAGCAACGGCAGAGCGCCAGCCAACCAGAGGCGAGACACAGGAGGCGUGUCACCCUGAGAGAGGAGAUGGUCAGAGCUUGCGUCCCACAGGAGAGAGUGACAUCACCGCGAAGGCCACACCCAAUGCCCGACCCCGCCCUCUUCUUGGUGCCGCUUAGAUACCGCCUCCUUCGCUUGAACCAGCCAAUCAGAACGCAGGAUGCAGAGGGGAUGGAGGAUGAGUGGGAGGAUAUAGAAGACAGCAGGGUGCACAGGAGGGUGGACAUGGGAGCAGGAGAGGGAGAAACUGCUCUGUGA
Molecule: messenger RNA, 2820 nt
Organism: Seriola dumerili (greater amberjack)
Lineage: Eukaryota; Metazoa; Chordata; Actinopteri; Carangiformes; Carangidae
Product: F-box only protein 40-like
Exons: 12
Coding region: 1-2820 (939 amino acids)
Cellular component (GO): cytoplasm
Molecular function (GO): ubiquitin protein ligase activity; zinc ion binding; protein binding
Source: RefSeq, a predicted model, not a curated record